GAGGAGGAGGAGGAAGAGACCAACACUGAGGUUUUGGUAGAAGAUGAGGAGGAAGAGGAGGAGGAAGAAGAAGAGGAUGCCAAAACUAAUGAUCUGGUAGAAAAUGAGGAGGAGGAGGAGGAGGAGGAAGAAGAAGAGGCCAAAACUGAAGAUUUGGUAGAAGAUGAGGAAGAGGAGGAGGAGGAGGCCAAAACUGAAGAUUUAGAAGAAGAUGGGGAGGAGGAGGAGGAGGAGGAGGAGGAGGAGGAGACCAAAACUGAGGAUUUGGUAGAAGAUGGGGAGGAGGAGGAAGAGGCCAAAACUAAAGAUUUGGUUGACGGUGUGUUGGAGGAGGAUGAGGAGGAAGAAGAGGAGGAUAAAGAAACUGAGGAGGAGGAGGAGGAGAAGAAGGAGGAGGAGAUCAAAACUGAGGAUUUGGUAGAAGAUGAGGAGGAAGAAGAAGAGGAUGCCAAAACUAAAGAUUUGGUAGAAGAUGAUGAUGAGGAGGAGGAGGCCAAAACUGAUUUAGUAGAAGAUGGGGUGGAGGAGGAGGAGGAGGAGGAGGAGGGGGAGGAGGAGGAGGAGGAGGAGGAGAAGGAGGAGAAGGAGGAGACCAAAACUAAGGAUUUGGUAGAAGAUGAGGAAGAGGAGGAGGAGGAGGAGGCCAAAACUGAAGAUUUAGUAGAAGAUGGGGAGGAGGAGGAGGAGGAGGAGACCAAAACUGAGGAUUUGGUAGAAGAUGGGGAGGAGGAGGAGGAGGAGGCCAAAGCUGAAGAUUUAGUAGAAGAUGGGGAGGAGGAGGAGGAGGAGGAGGAGGAGAAGGAGGAGACCAAAACUAAGGAUUUGGUAGAAGAUGAGGAGGAAGAAGAAGAGGAUGCCAAAACUAAAGAUUUGGUAGAAGAUGACGAGGAGGAGGCCAAAACUGAUUUAGUAGAAGAUGAGGAGGAGGAGGAGGAGGAAAGGGAGGAGGAGGAGGCCAAAACUGAAGAUUUAGUAGAAGAUGGGGAGGAGGAGGAGGAGGAGACCAAAACUGAGGAUUUGGUAGAAGAUGAGGAGGAGGAGGAAGAGGCUAAAACUAAAGAUUUGGUUGAGGGUGUGUUGGAGGAGGAUGAGGAGGAAGAAGAGGAGGAUAAAGAAACUGAGGAGGUUUUGGCAGAAGAGGAGGAGGAGGAGGAGGAGGAGGAGAUAAAAUCUGAGGAGGUUUUGGCUAAAGAGGAGGAGAUGGUGACCAAAACUCAGGAAGAUUUGGGGGAAGAGGAGAAGGAGGAUGCCAAAACUGAGGAUUUGGUAGAAGGUGGGGAGGGGGAGGAGAAGGAGGAGGAGGAGGAGGAAGAGGAGGCCAAAACUGGUGAAGAUUUGGUAGAAGAUGAGGCGGAGGAUAAAGCAAAAACAGAGGAAGAGACUGAAGAUAAAGAUCUUCAUUUGACUGAAGUAAGAGACAAAGAAAACAUUGAAAUGACCGACACUGAUGUCAAAGAUCAGUUUGAAAAAAAUGAUCAGGACAAUCAAGAUUUAGAAAUAGAAGAUGAUGAAGCUUUAGAGGAGGAAGGAGAAAAAUAUGAAGAAAUAGGAGCUGAGAUUAAGGUGGAUAAUGAAGAUGAAGACCAAGAGCCAUCUGUCCAACAACUUGAUCUCAAAACUCUGUCGGCUGAAAAGCUUGAUAACAUCAGCGUUGUACCUGAAUCUGAUGAUGAAGAAGAAAUUACAAUUAUUCCACCUAGUUUGGACCAAGAUGAAUACUUUGAUGAUCAUGAUGAAAACAACAACAACAGUGAGAGCAGGAAAACUGAACCUAAACGAAAGAGGAAAGUUCAUAUUCCUUUCGAGAGGGUAAGAAGAGUUGGAUCCAGAGCUGUUCACAAAGAAGAAGAGCACCUACAAAAACAUGACACAGUUCUCAAAGAAGCAAAAGAAAGACAUGCAAUAAAAGAAGUUAAAGAGGCCAUUAUCAAAGACCUCAAAGCUGCAGAAAUUGAGAAGGACACCAAACUAAAAGAAGAAAAGCCAAAGGCAAAAACUCUUGAGAAGAAACCAGAGAGGCCCAAAGAAGAGACAAAAGUGAAGAAACUGCGUCAAGAAGAUAAAGUGAAGAAACCUCCCAAAGAAGAGAAAGAAGUUAAGAGGCCUGCUAAAGAAGAAAAAGAAGUCAAGAAACCACCUAAAGAAAAGAAAGAAGAAGAGACAAAAGUGAAGAAACCUUCCAAGUUAGAAGUUAAGAUAUCACCCAAAGAAGAGAAAGAAGUCAAGAAACCACCUAAAGAGAGAGAGGUAAAGAAACCCCCCAAAGAAGAAAAAGAAGUCAAGAAAGCCAUCAAAGAUAAAGAAGUAAAGAAACCACCCAAAGAAGAGAAAGAGGUGAAGAGACCAGUAAAAGAAGAAAAAGAAGUCAAGAAACCACCUAAAGAAGAGAAAGAAGUCAAGAAACCACCCAAAGAAGAGAAAGAGGUGAAGAGACCAGCAAAAGAAGAAAAAGAAGUCAGGAAACCACCUAAAGAGAAAGAGGUGAAGAAACCACCUAAAGAAGAGAAAGAAGUCAAGAAACCACCCAAAGAAAAGAAAGAGGUGAAAAAGCCUCCCAAGGAAGAAAAAGAAGUCAAGAAACCACUCAAAGAAGAGAAAGAAGUCAAGAAACCACCUAAAGAAGAGAAAGAGGUGAAGAAACCACCCAAAGAAGAAAAAGAAGUCAAGAAACCACCUAAAGAAGAGAAAGAGGUGAAGAAGCCUCCCAAAGAAGAAAUAGAAGUCAAGAAACCACCCAAAGAAGAGAAAGAGGUGAAGAAACCACCCAAAGAAGAGAAAGAAGUCAAGAAACCACCCAAAGAAAAGAAAGAGGUGAAGAAGCCUCCCAAAGAAGAAAAAGAAGUCAAGAAAUCACUCAAGGAAGAGAAAGAAGUCAAGAAACCACCUAAAGAAGAGGAAGAGGUGAAGAAGCCUCCCAAAGAAGAAAAAGAAGUCAAGAAACCACUCAAAGAAGAGAAAGAAGUCAAGAAACCACCCAAAGAAGAAAAAGAAGUCAAGAAACCACCUAAAGAAGAGAAAGAGGUGAAGAAGCCUCCCAAAGAAGAUAUAGAAGUAAAGAAACCACCCAAAGAAGAGAAAGAAGCCAAGAAACCAGCCAAAGAAGAGAAAGAAGCCAAGAAACCACCCAAAGAAGAGGAAGAGGUGAAGAAACCACCUAAAGAGGAGAAAGAAGUCAAGAAACCAGCCAAAGAAGAGAAGAAGGCAAAGGAGCCUCUCAAAGAGGAAAAACAAGUCAAGAAACCUUCCAAAGAAGAGAAAGAAGUCAAGAAACCACCCAAAGAAAAGAAAGAGGUGAAGAAGCCUCACAAAGAAGAAAAAGAAGCCAAGAAACCACCUAAAGAAGAGAGAGAGGUCAAGAAACCACCCAAAGAAGAAAAAGAAGUCAAGAAACCAGCCAAAGAAGAGAAAGAAGUUAAGAAACCACCUAAAGAAGAGAAAGAAGUUAAGAAACCACCCAAAGAAGAGAAAGAAGCCAAGAAACCACCUAAAGAGGAGAGAGAGGAAAAGAAGCCUCCUAAAGAAGAGAGAGAAGUCAAGAAACCACCCAAAGAAGAAAUAGAAGUCAAGAAACCACCCAAAGAAGAGAAAGAAGUCAGGAAACCACGUAAAGAAGAGAAAGAAGUCAAGAAACCAGCCAAAGAAGAGAAGGAGGUGAAGGAGCCUCCCAAAGAGGAAAAACAAGUCAAGAAACCUUCCAAAGAAGAGAAAGAAGUCAAGAAACUUACCAAAGAAAAGACAGAGGUAAAGAUACCAUCCAAAGAAGAGAAAGAAGUCAAGAAACCAGCCAAAGAAGAAAAAGAAGUCAAGAAACCACUCAAAGAAGAGAAAGAAGUCAAGAAACCUUCCAAAGAAGAGAAAGAGGUGAGGGAGCCUUCCAAAGAAGAAAAAGAAAUCAAGAAACCUACCAAAGAAAAGAUAGAGGUAAAGAUACCAUCCAAAGAAGAGAAAGAAGUCAAGAAACCAGACAAAGAAGAGAAAGAAGUCAAGAAACCAGCCAAAGAAGAGAAAGAGGCGAAGAAGCCUCCCAAAGAAGAAACAGAAGUCAAAAAACCACCCAAAGAAGAGAAAGAAGUCAAGAAACCACCCAAAGAAGAGAAAGAAGUCAAGAAACCACCUAAAGAAGAGAAAGAAGCCAAGAAACCUUCCAAAGAAGAAAAAGAAGUUAAGAUACCAUCCAAAGAAGAAAUGGAGGUCAAGAAACCUCCCAGAGAAGAUGAAGCAGUAAAGAAACUGCCUAAAGAAGAGAGAGAAGUCAAGGAACCACCCAAAGAAGAGAAAGAGGUUAAGAUGCCUCCCAAAGAAGAAAAAGAAGUCAAAAAACCAUCCAAAGAAGAGAAAGAAGUCAAGAAACCAGCCAAAGAAGAGAAAGAAAUCAAGAAAUCUCUCAAAGAAGAAAAAGAGAAAAAGAAACCACCCAAAGUAGUGGUUGACUCAAAACUAUCUAAGGAAGAGAAAGAAUCAAGAAUGCCUCAGGGGGAGAAAAUAGAGAAGGAGGUUAAACCUAAAGAACUGGAGGAAGUAAAGAAGCCUUCUAAGGAAAGGAAAGAAGUGAAGAAACCCUCUAAGGAGAAGGAAGAGAUAAAGCCAUCUAAGGAGGAGAAAAAAGAAAUUAAGCAACCUACAAAAGAGAAAGCAGUAAAAGAGAUAAAGAAAGAGGUGGAAGACAAGAAGCUUUCUAAAGAAGAGACAGUAGAGAAAUUGCCUUCUGUUGAGGAAAAAGAAGUUAAAAAGGCUGCAAAAGAGGAGAAAAAUAUAACAAAGCCUGCAAAAGAAGAAGCAGAAAAGAAAUUCAAAGAGAAGAAACAACCAACUAAACCUUCUCAAGAGGUGAAAGAAGAGGAAAAGCAGGAGAGGCCUUCCAAAGAAAGGACAAUAUCAAAGAAGCCAUCUAAAGAAAAACAAGAACCAGAGAAACCCUCUAAGGAAGAAAAAGAGCCUUCAAAACUUCCUAUGAAGGAAGAAAAAGAACUAAAGAAGCCUACCAAAGAAAAGACUGAACAAAAGAAGCCCUCAAAGAAACAAGAACAGGAAAAACCUUCCAAAGAAAAGAAAGAGGUCAAAAAGCCUUCUAAAGAAGAGAAAGAAAUAAAGACUAAAGAAGACAAAGAACUUGUCAAGAAAAGAGACGCACAGAUAGAUGAUAAACCCAAAAAAGCUGUAAGAAAAAUUAAAGUAGUAAAGAAAGAGGUGGCAUCUGUCCUGAAGAAGGAACAUCUUAAUGCUACAAAAGCAGCUGUUGAACCCAAGAAACCUGUAAAGGUGCUGAAAUUUGCUAAAAAGCAGAUAGUUCCUAUUCUGAGAAAGGAACAUGUGAAUGUUACAAAAACAGUGACAGAGGUUCCUGAAGUUCCUAAGGUGAAAGCCAAACCAGAACCUGCAAAGAAAGUGGCAGCUCCCAAGGAGCCCAGGAAGGAACCAAAGCAAAAAAUAAAACCUAAACCUGUAAAACCAGAUAUUGAUGCAGUGAAGGAAAAGGAAAAACCAACCCCUGCUAAGAAAGAAGUUGAAGUUUCUGAACCAAAGCUCAAACCCACACCUGUUAAGAAAGAUGCUGAAAUUGCCAAAGGCAAAGCUAAACAAGCUCCUUCAAAGAAGGAAGUUCCAAAGGAAAAGGCCAAAGCAGCUCCUGUCAAGAAAGAGGUUGCUGCUCCAAAAGUAAAGGCCAAACCUAUCAUAUUGAAAAAAGAAGAAGGCACUGCCAGAAAUGUCUCUCUAGUAAAAGAGAGAGUCAAAAUAGUGCCUAUGAAGAAAGAAGUCAAGAUACCAAAAGAGAAGAUACCAAAAGAAGUCUCUGUAAAGACAGCUGAGGUUUCAAAACAGAAGCCCAAACGGGUUGUAACAAAGAGAGAGACAGAAGCACUACCCAAAAAUGUAUCUCUUACAAAGGAGAAGGUGAAGGUAGUGCCACUGAAGAAAGUGCCUGUAACUCCAAAAGAGAAAAUCAAAUCAGCACCAACAAAAAAAGAGGCAGAAGCACCACCCAAAAAUGUAUCUCUUACAAAGGAGAAGGUGAAGGUGGUGCCACUGAAGAAAGUGCCUGUAACUCCAAAAGAGAAAGUCAAACCAGCACCAACAAAAAAGGCUGAGGUUUCAAAACAGAAGCCCAAACCAGUUCUUACAAAGAGAGAACCUGCUCCCCUUAAGACAAGACCAAGACCAGUUGUUAAAGAGACAGAAGCACCACCCAAAAAUGUAUCUCUUACAAAGGAGAAGGUGAAGGUAGUGCCACUGAAGAAAGUGCCUGUAACUCCAAAAGAGAAAGUCAAACCAGCACCAACAAAAAAGGAAGCUGAAGUUCUCAAGGAGAAGAAGGCCGAGCCAGUGACUCCCAAAAAAGCACCUGUUGCCAAGGCAAAACCAACACCUGCUAAAAAGAGUAAAGAAGCUGUUGUGAAAGAAAAGGCAAAGGCAAAGCCCUCAAAGAAAGAACCUGAGGUCAAGCCAGCUCUUGCCAAAAAAGAGCCAGAAGUUACAAAGGAGAAGCCUAAACCAGUUCAUGAAAAGAAAGCUCCUUCUAAAAGAGAGGAUGAACCAAGAAAAGAAAAAGUCAAAUCACUCCUAAAGAAGAAAGAACCCAAAGUACCAGAGGAAAAAGUCAAAACAGCUAUUAAAAAAGAUGGCGCAGCCAUUUUGAAGGAAAAGGUCAAACCAGUGCGGGUAAAGAAAGAACUGGAGACUCCUAAAGAAAAGGAAAAACCUGCUGCAGUAAAGAAAGCCAUGUUGAAGGAAAAGAUCAAACCAGUCCGUGUGAAGAAAGAGCCUGAGGUUUCAAAACAAAAGGUCAAACCCACUGCAACAAAGAAAGAGGAGAGAGUUCUUAAGGAGAUACAGGCGCCUGCAAAGAAAGAAAAAACAGUUGAGAAGAAGGCAGCCAAAGAGAAGAAAGCUGAAGAGGACAGAGUUCUUAAAGAGAUACAGCCACCUGCAAAGAAAGAAAAACCUGUUGAGAAGAAAGUUGCCAAAGAAGAGAAAGUUAAAGCAGAGCCUGCGGUAUCAGACAGCUUUCUUAUGGAAGAUGAGUUGCCCUACUUCCAGUGUUUCUUUGUGGAUGAGGACGAGGCCCAGUUUCCAUUCUACGCCUUCUCGCCUCUGCAGAUUUGAAGCUUCAGCCUGACUCCAGCCUGAGGUUUACAAUGUAGUCAAUUUCGUGAUAAUGGCAAGGUCACAUCACACCCUCUGCUGCUGAAAUGCAGCUGCUGUUCACUGUUGGUCUUCAGUAGAAAACCCUGGACAGCAGAGGAUGACAGGUGAUGGACCAUUAUUUUAUUUCCAGAUUUGGUUGAGCUCUCGUACCAAAUACAUGCAGCCAAUGUCAUUCCUUUCCAUUUCCUUCUGAUAUUUCUUUUUCUUUUAUUUUUUGUGUCCAAUUCUCUUGAAAGGAAAUAUUGUACAUGGAACAAUCUAUGUGUAUUAACUUCUGUGGAUCAGUCAUUGAGAUCCUAAAAGCAACAUAUAUAAGUACUUUAAAUAUAUCAACUGCUCACUUCAUUUUCUUGUAGUGAGUCUGUAAAAAAAAAAGAAA
Molecule: messenger RNA, 7522 nt
Organism: Lates calcarifer (barramundi perch)
Lineage: Eukaryota; Metazoa; Chordata; Actinopteri; Centropomidae
Product: titin
Exons: 41
Coding region: 1201-7101 (1966 amino acids)
Source: RefSeq, a predicted model, not a curated record